This is a messenger RNA of Periophthalmus magnuspinnatus, 2842 nucleotides long. RefSeq names its product SCY1-like, kinase-like 3 (gene scyl3). The transcript has 14 exons. Gene Ontology annotation, biological process: protein phosphorylation. Bases 315 to 2558 code for a protein of 747 amino acids. NCBI's taxonomy places the organism in Eukaryota, Metazoa, Chordata, Actinopteri, Gobiiformes, Gobiidae. The record is from RefSeq and is a predicted model, not a curated record. Gene Ontology annotation, molecular function: protein kinase activity; ATP binding.
AGUCCUGCCCGGAAAGAUUUGUGUUUACAGCCUAGCUUUCACUUCAGGUUCGCGUUCAUUGUUUCACAGAUAUUAAUGUGUUUUAUACAUUCAAACUGUGCCAUUUUGAGGACUCUUCUCAGCCAUAUAUAUGCGAUAUCACUUUUAACAUGUCUUUGUUGGCAAAGAAGGCCGAUUGGCAAGUUUAGCAAUGACAGCUGGCUAACAUAGCUUGAGGUUAGCCAAUAACUACGAACACGGCUAACUUCUACAGUCGUGGCACAGACAUUAUAUUGAGUGUGUGGAUGUUCAGGUCUGAGUGAAGGAGCACGGCCAUGGGAGCGGAGAGCAGCGCGGUGCGGAACUGCAAACUGGAAGAGCCGCUUGUGACUUUCCCCUCUGGUCCGACCAUGUAUUCUGCUGUGCUCCAGGACAAUAAGCCCGCCUCUGUGUUUGUCCACAAGAGAGGAAGCGAAGACAAAGUCAAUAAAGCUGCGAAGCACCUGAAGACUCUGAGGCAUCCGUGUCUCCUACGGUUUCUUUCCUGCUCUGUUCAGAAUGGAGGGAUCCAUCUGAUCACUGAGCGCGUACAACCACUGGAACUGCUGCUGGACAGCCUCUCUGCUGAGGAAAUAUGUGCAGGGCUUUACGAUAUUCUACAGGCACUAGUCUUUUUACAUGAAAGGGGAAAAUUGAGUCACAACAAUAUAUGCAGGUCAUCUGUAUUUGUGAGCGAAGAUGGUCAUUGGAAGUUGGGUGGAAUGGAAACUGUGUGCACAUUUUCUGAAGCAACUCCUGAAUUUCUCUCAGCUAUAAAAAAUGUAAGAGAUGACAGUUGUGUUCCACCGGAGGAACAGGUUGAAGGUUUUGCCAUGCUUCCUGAAGAAUAUGCUUAUUCCAGAGACUGUUACUCUUUUGGAGUACUGGUUGAGACCCUUAUUCCUUUGCUGGAUAGUUAUGUAACACAAGACUUGGUGGACAGUUUAAAAAUGUCUUUGCUAGCUGGUCCUCUAAAUCCAGACCCAUCAUGUCGGCCACCACUCACCUCUCUGCUCACUCAUGACUUCUUCAGAAAUGACUUUUUGGAAGUGAUGAACUUUUUGAAGAGUUUGACUUUAAAGGCAGAAGAAGAGAAAAAUGAAUUUUUCAAAUUUUUACUAGACCGGAUCCAGAACCUUCCUGAGGAGCUCAUAGCCUCUCGCCUUGUCCCUGAACUGCUCACCUCUCUCGUUUUAGCAGAACCAAUGGCGGUCAGGAGUUUCCUCCCUCAUCUUUUAAAGCCAAAGACAGAAUCCAGUGGCAGUGAUAGCUCAGAAGAAUGCUUACUCUCUCUGCCCCUUUAUCGAAAACAUGUGAUUCCUCAACUUCUGAAGCUUUUUAAAGUUAAGGAGGAACACAUUAGGAUGGUGCUGCUGACCCAUAUCCACAUCUACUCUGAGUUUUUCUCCCAAGACGAACUUAAAAACCAGAUCCUACCUCAGGUCCUGCUGGGAAUGAGGGACACCAACGAUUCCCUGGUUGCAAUGACGCUGCAGAGUCUGGCUGUGCUGGUGCCACUGCUUGGAGCUCAAGUUGUUGUUGGAGGAGAAAGGACCAAGGUUUUUAAACGCACUACCCCCAAUUUCAGCAAGUCAACUGAAGUCACCCCUGAAAAUUCACCUGUACACAAUAUUGGAGUCUGUCAGCCGCAGAUAGCCCAGCCAACAAAAAUCUUGAAUUUGUUUGCCAAAUCUUCAGCAGAUGUCUCUUCAAAAGUUUACCCCUUGCCAUUUAAAUCAGAUGUCAGUAGGCAGCUGUCCCUUCCAUUGAACGGAUUUCACCACAACACGGAAAUGGGGUCACAACCAUACAGCCCAGAGCCGCCCAGCAGAGCAGAGAGACCAGUGGAGGACUGGCCUGACUGGAGUGACCCCGAGGACGCAGACAUUGGAGAGGGCAAACCAGUUAGGAUCCAGAUAAAGUCCUCUGCUGUAGUGGCCCCGAACAGCAGAAUCCCAGCACACAGCACAGAGGAGCCAUGGGAGGACUUUGAAGACACCGAAACUACACCAGAUCUCUCUCCGACUGCUCCCGUCCCAGACACUGUAACACUAGAUGGACCCAAAUCAGUCAGUACCUACAAAACACCUACAAAACAUAAACCAGUAUCUUCGAAACCCCUAAAGCUUACAUCCACCUUACAACAAAUCACUCAGAGUAAUGAUCACUCUUCAUGGGAUAGUAGCUGGACUCAGACAGAGGAUUCAAGCAAGCCAUCCAAACCCAAGCUAAAAAGUGGUGAUGUGGGAGGCUUGGGAGAAGAAUUCACAAUCAGGGUGAAAAGAAGAGUAGAGACAGACCCUGAGCUGGACUUGUUUGCAGAUAUGGUGCCAGACAUCAAACUGUCAUCUCCAGCUCUGCUUACAGAGAUCAGUGGACUGUCCAAAUCUAUGAGUGAAAAUCCUAAGCCACUAGACCAAGAUUUAUCUGGUGAUACUUUGCUCAAUGCCAAGUUUGCUGCUGCCAGUACAACUGAGAAUGACGCUGAUGGUUGGGAUGAUGGCGAUGACUUAAACUGGGAGGAUGAAAAUGCCUGGUAAUUCCAACCAAGUGAGGAUAACAAGGAAAGUUAAAGGCAUUUUGAAUAAAUGCUUUCUAGACUUUCAAUUAUGGAAAAAAGGAUUUUACUGGAUGUACAAACACAAGCAGGCCUGCUUUGCCAAUUGGUAGUACAAUAGUUACAAACUGACCCACAUUUGUUUGUGCCAUAUUUUAACUGGUAUGAAGAUUUAAUCAAGGGGGUUGCACUUUGAAUUAAUGUGAAAUAAAGUACAUAAUUUAUUAGUAUUUGAUUGUUGGUGAAAUAAAUAUUUUAUUAAGUUCU